Messenger RNA from Nicotiana tabacum (common tobacco), 685 nucleotides. The record is from RefSeq and is a predicted model, not a curated record. NCBI's taxonomy places the organism in Eukaryota, Viridiplantae, Streptophyta, Magnoliopsida, Solanales, Solanaceae.
CUCCAUAAAUAUAGCUAAGUUAAGAUCACAUUCUCACCAAGCAAAAACUCAAAUAUUCACAUCUUUAGGAUUAUCAUCAAUAUUCAAGAUGGUUCUUCAAACUCAACUUGGGUUGAACAAGCACCAAUCCUACGCUCACGAGCAAAACUACUGUUCCGACGGCAACCAUGGCGGCUCUAUGCAAAUGACAAGGCCUUCGGGCUAUUCCACCAUGCCAUAUGGUCAGUCCACUCAAAAUCACAUGAUGAUGGGUCAUGGUGGCCAACACCAUGGCGGACACUAUGGUAGUCAUGGACGUCAUGGGGCGCAUAUGCCCCAUGACUCCACCAACUUUUCAAGCAGCACCAGUAUGGUCCAUAGUGAUGGUGGCUAUGGUAGUGGAAUGCAGCAAUCUGCCCAUACCUCAUCGACCAUGAGCAUGGGGUCGACGAAUUAUCAUAGUCAUGGUUAUGGUGGCAGCCACCCUGGUCAGUACAGCCAGAGCCAGAAGUUCAACUGGGCUCUUAAGGAUUUGGAGGAAUAAAUUUAUGUUAAACUUGAUGCUAUCACAUAUAUGGUGAAAGUAUGUGUGUGUUUUGGUAGUAGCUUUGGCUAUAUAUAGCGUAAAGAACUACUACCUAAAUAAGCAAUGUAUUAAAUAAUCUACUGCUUUGCUUGAUUAUCUAUGUAUUUGUUUUAUCAUUUA